Dentiscutata erythropus is the source of this 181-nucleotide messenger RNA. The record is from the annotation of a GenBank genome assembly. NCBI's taxonomy places the organism in Eukaryota, Fungi, Glomeromycota, Glomeromycetes, Diversisporales, Gigasporaceae.
AUAGUUACAAAUAUGCAACCUCUUUAUGUCUUGCAAAAUACAAGUUUCAUCGAAUUUGUUCAUGCAUUAAAUCCAUAUUACAAACUGCCAUCUGAUAAAUUUAUAAAGGCAUUAAUUCAUCAAAGUUAUAAUUAUUCAACAGAAUGUCUUAAAAAUAUCUUUGCAACAGAAAUUAAAACAU